AUGUCCGAAGUGAGAAAAUUUACCAAAAGGUUGAGCAAACCUGGAACGGCGGCAGAGCUCAGGCAAAGCGUUUCAGAGGCUGUGCGGACAUCGGUUGUUGUGGAGCAGCCAAAGAUCAUUGAGCCGUUGGAUUAUGAGAGCGUGGUCUUUCAGAGGAAGGCUCAGAUCCACAGCGAUCCUCACAGGGACCUGCUGAUCUGCCCGCCUGACGAUGUUUCGGAGUCCCAGAUCGCUCGUCAGAGGAGAACAGUUGUCCCCUCGGUACCUCAGAAUGCUGAAAGCGAGGCCCGAAGCCUGUUUGCCCAAGAGUGCAUCAAAAUGUACAACGCAGACUGGCAAGUGGUCAACUACAAAUACGAGGCCUACUCAGGAGACUUUCGCAUGCUGCCUUGCAAAGGCAUUAAGACGGAAAAGCUUCCAUCGCACGUGUUUGAAAUCGACGAGGGCGAAGAGGACUCCUCGUCCCUGUGUUCUCAGCGGGGAGGUGUGACGAAGCAAGGCUGGCUACAGAAGGCUAACAUUAACAGCAGUCUGUCUGUGUCUAUGAAGGUUUUCAAGCGGAGAUAUUUCUACCUGUCCCAGCUUCCGGAUGGUUCUUACAUUCUUAACUCCUAUAAGGAUGAGAAGAACUGUAAGGAAACCAAAGGUUCCAUCUAUUUAGAUUCCUGCAUCGACGUGGUACAGUGUCCUAAGAUGCGUCGUCACGGCUUUGAGCUGAAGAUGCAGGACCGUUACAGUCAUUAUCUCGCCGCUGACAGCGAGCUUGAAAUGGAGGACUGGGUCAACACUCUGAAACAGGCUCUCCAGAGCAGCACCGAUGACAAAAGGAAUGGAGCAGACACUGUGGACUGCUCCCUGGAUGAAGAUACCAGCAGCCAGGGCAAACCAGAGGGCAUUCUGGAGAGUUUGGGGCGGAGCCUGCAUCCAGAGCUUAUGAAGUAUGCCAGAGAAACAGACCAGUCCAAUAAAAUCAGUCGGAAUGAAGGAAGACAGAAGCUCUUCUCCCUGGAUCCAGAAACGCAGAGACUGGAUUUCUCUGGCAUUGAGCCAGACGUGAAGCCGUUUGAGGAGCGCUUUGGACGUCGACUCAUGGUGAGCUGUCACGACCUCACUUUCAGCCUGCAGGGCUGCGUCAGCGAGAAGAAUGACGGCGUCCUGACCAAUGUGGAACCUUUCUUCAUUAGCUUGGCUUUGUUUGACGUCGCCAAGGGCUGCAAGAUCUCAGCGGACUUUCACGUGGAUCUGAACCCUCCCUGUGUGAGGGAGAUGCUAACAGAGGCCUCCCCGCUAACACCCACAGACCCCGAGGGCACAAAUGGAGGAGGAGGAGGAGAAGGUGACAGGGUCAAAGGUAACAGCAAUGGACUGCCCAUACUCCAGAGGGUGCCUGAGUCUCUGCUCCGUUUCCCCACACAGGGCAUCUUCUCGGUGACCAAUCCCCACACCGACAUCUUCCUGGUGGCCCGCGUGGAGAAGGUUCUACAGAACGGCAUAACACACUGCGCAGAACCAUACAUCAAAACCUCAGACGUCAGCAAGACGGCUCAGAAGGUUCUGAAGGCUGCCAAGCAGACAUGCCAGAGGCUGGGCCAGUACCGGAUGCCCUUCGCCUGGGCUGCCAAGCAGGUGUUUAAAGAUGAACAGGGCAGUUUGGAUAUGGAUGGCAAAUUUUCUCCCCUCUACCGCCAGGACAGCAGCAAGAUCUCGAGCGAUGACCUCAUCAAGCUACUAGCAGACAUCAGGAAGCCAGAGAAGAGCAAACUGCAGAUUAUUCCAGGACAGCUGAAUGUCACCAUUGAAUGUGUGCCUCCAGACCUCUCAAAUUCGGUCACCUCCUCCUAUUUACCGGUCAAGCCUUUUGAGGAGGGGUGCGAGAGGGUGUCCACAGAGGUCGACGAAUUUGUCCCUGAAGAGGCCAAGUAUCUCCAACCCUUCACAGUCUAUAAACAUCAGCUUUAUAUCUACCCCCAGCUGCUUAAAUACGACAACCAGAAGACAUUUGCCAAGGCAAGGAAUAUAGCUGUAUGUAUCCAGUUCAAAGACUCAGAUGAAGAAGGGGCCAGUCCACUGAAGUGCAUCUACGGCAAACCAGGAGAGCCACUUUUCACUAGCAGUGCAUUUGCGGCGGUGUUGCAUCACAAUCAGAACCCAGAGUUCUACGAUGAGAUUAAGAUGGAGCUGCCUGUCCACAUCCAAAAGAAACACCAUGUGCUUUUCACUUUCUACCACAUCAGCUGUGAGCCAAGCAGCAAAACCGGCACCAAAAAAAGAGAAGGGGUUGAGUCUCUGGUGGGCUACUCAUGGGCUCCGUUGCUGAAAGACGGCAGGAUGCAGUCUGUCGAACUGCAGCUUCCUGUCGCUGCUAAUCUCCCCUCAGGCUACCUCUAUGACAAAAACCAAGACUCCAAGAAGGUGAGCCAACAAUCAGCUCCAGACAUCAAAUGGGUGGAAAAUGGCAAACCACUCUUCAAAGUGAAGACCCAUGUUGCAUCAACAAUAUACACUCAGGACUUGCAUCUUCACAACUUUUUUCAGCACUGCCAGCUGAUGAGAUCAGGGUCUGAGGGGAAUCCAGCAGAACUUAUCAAGUACCUAAAGUGCCUUCAUGCGGUGGAGACUCAGGUCAUCAUUCAGUUCCUCCCCACGGUGCUGAUACAGCUCUUCCACGUCCUCACCACAGCAAGCAAAGAACCACAAGAGAUAGCUGUCAACUCCACCCGGGUGAUCAUUCACGUCGUUUCCCGCUGUCAUGAGGAGGGACUGGAGCACUACCUGCGUUCAUUUCUCAAGUAUGUGUUUCAAACCAACAACACAGUAGCAGGCACGUCAAUGACUACACAUGAGGUCUUAGCCACAGCAGUCACUGCCAUACUCAAACAGACUGCAGACUUCAACACCUGCAACAAACUGCUCAAGUACUCCUGGUUCUUCUUCGAGACCAUGGCCAAAUCAAUGGCACAGUAUCUACAAGAGGGGAACAGAAUGAAGAUGCCUCGCGCCCAGAGGUUUCCAGACUCUCUCCAUCAGGUCCUGCAGUCCCUGCUGCUGUCCAUCAUGCCUCACAUAACCAUCCGUCACGUGGAGAUUCCAGAGGAGGCCCGAUGCGUCAACAUCAGCCUGGCCAGCUUCAUCAAGCGAUGCCUAAGUUUCAUGAACAGAGGAUUUGUCUUUAGCCUAAUAAACGACUAUAUGUGUGGAUUCAGCCUCAAAGAUCCUAAGGUGCUGACAGAGAUGAAGUUUGACUUUCUCAUGACUGUGUGUAAUCACGAACACUACAUUCCUCUUAACCUGCCCAUGGCUUUUGGCAGAACCAAGCUACAGAGAGUGCAGGACCAGAGCUUGGAGUACAGCCUAACCGAGGAGUACUGUAAGAACCACUUCUUGGUGGGUUUGCUGCUACGGGAGGUGGCAGAGGGAUUGCAGCAGAGCCCAGACAUCCGUCAGUUAGCCGUGGCCGUGCUGAAGAACCUCAUGAUCAAACACGCUAUGGACGAUAGGUACCUGGCCUUCAAGAACCAACAAGCCCGCAUCUGCUUACUGUACCUGCCGCUCUUUGAGUUGCUGUAUCAGAACCUCCAGCGGCUCAGCGUGCAGAAACAACCCCUCAGCUCUGCCCUAGGCUUCUCUGGCAACAGAGAAGACUCGUCAUUGGCUGGCUCCUCAGACGCCCGAAGAGCCAGUGCUAUCAUUGAUAAGGAAGCGGGUGUUAUUUCUCAAAAUGGGCAUGUAGUGAGAAGAGAGGACUCGAGAAGUUCAUUGUUUACAGACCCUGGAACAGCAGACAGUAACGAGUUGCACAGACGCGGUUCCACGAUGAGUACCCUGCCGUCCGUCGGCCGCCUUGGCCAGUACGAGGUGAAAGGACUGCUUUUGUGUUUCCUACACAUUGUAAGAACAGUGUCUGAAGACACUCUGCUGGCCUAUUGGAACAAAGUGAACCCGCAAGACAUCAUGAAUUUCCUCAGUCUGUUGGAGAUAUGUCUGGUACAAUUCCGGUAUAUGGGAAAAAGAAAUAUUGGCAGAAGCCAAGAGGCCUGGGUGUCCAAGGUUUUCUCCUCUGACAGGAAGGCCCAGACAAUGCCCGUGAUGCGCAGUCGGGCAGGACUCAUGCAGGCUCGAAUCCAGCAGUUUGGCACCAUGGAUUCUCCACUCACCCUAAACACUGGUGUCGGACCCUCUGAGGUGGAAAUCAAUCACCAGGCCCUGCUAGAGGGCAACAUCUCCACUGAAACCUCCCUCACAGUACUGGAUGUCCUUUCCUUCUUCACACAGAGCUUUAAGAACCAGUUGUUGGACAACGAUGGACACAAUGACCUAAUGAAGAAAGUCUUUGAUAUUUACCUGACCUUCCUGAGGGUCAGUCAGUCAGAGGCUGCAAUCAAACAUGUCUUUGCCUCUCUCAGAUCAUUCAUUGGCAAGUUCGCAGCAGUUCUCUUCAAGGGUCGUGUGACGUUAUGCGGAGCGCUGUGUUACGAGGUGCUGAAAUGCUGCGUGUCGAAACUCAGCACCCUGCGCGGAGAAGCCUCCGCGCUGCUCUACCUGCUCAUGCGCAACAACUUCGAAUACACCAAGAAGAAAUCCUUCUUACGCAUGCACCUACAGAUUGUCAUAGCAGUGAGCAAGCUCAUAGCAGAUGUGGUCCUUACAGGCAGCUCUCGCUUCCAGGAAUCGCUGUCUAUCAUUAACAAUUUCGCAAACAGCGACAAGGCGAUGAAGACCACAGUAUUCCCGUCAGAAGUCAAGGGGCUUACCAUGCGUAUCCGGACAGUCCUGAUGGCCACCGCUCAAAUGCGGGAACAUGAGAAAGAUCCAGAAAUGCUUUUGGACCUGCAGUAUAGCUUGGCCCGUUCUUAUGCCAGCACGCCAGAGCUCCGACGCACUUGGCUAGACAGCAUGGCAAGAGCUCACGUGAAGAACGGAGACUUCUCAGAGGCGGCGAUGUGUUAUGUCCAUGUUGCUGCACUGGUGGCUGAGUACUUGCACAGAAAAAAGUUGUUCCCUAGUGGGCUGGCAGCUUUUAAGAAGAUCACUCUGAACAUUGAGGAGGAAGCAGCAAUGAAGGAAGACACAGGCAUGCAGGACGUGUACUACACUGAGGAAAUCCUAGUGGAGCAUCUGGAGGUGUGCGUGGAAGGCUUGUGGAAAGCCGAACGUUACGAGCUGAUAACACAUAUCGCCAAGCUCAUCGUGCCCGUGUAUGAGAAACGACAUGAGUUUGAAAAGCUGAGGCGUCUAUAUGACACACUACAGAGAGCCUACUCUAAAGUUCUGGAGGUGAUGCAAUCUGGACGCCGACUGCUUGGAACUUACUUCAGGGUAGCCUUCUAUGGACAGGGCUUCUUUGAAGAGGAAGACGGGAAAGAAUAUAUUUACAAAGAGCCCAAACUCACAGGCCUGUCAGAAAUCUCUCAGCGCCUGCUGAGUCUGUACGGAGACAAGUUUGGACCAGAGAACGUCAGAAUCAUCCAGGACUCAAAUAAGGUAAACCAAAAAGAGCUGGAUCCAAAGUUUGCCUACGUCCAGGUCACCUUCGUCAAGCCGUACUUCGACGAGAAGGAGCUCUCGGACAGAAAGACGGACUUUGAGAAAAGUCACAACAUCAACCGCUUUGUUUUCGAGACACCGUACACUCUGUCGGGUAAAAAACACGGAGGAGUUGAGGAACAGUGCAAAAGAAGAACCGUACUAACAACGUCGAACACGUUCCCGUACGUGAAGAAACGGAUCGAGGUGGUGGGCGAGAAACAGCUCGACCUGAAACCCAUCGACGUUGCCAUCGAUGAAAUGAGGGAGCGCAGUGCGGAGCUGCAGAAACUCUGCUCCUGCCAGGAGGUGGACAUGAUCCAACUCCAACUCAAACUGCAAGGAUGCGUCAGCGUACAGGUUAAUGCAGGUCCUAUGGCCUAUGCCAGGGCUUUUCUUGACGACUCUAAAAGCGGCCAGUCCAACAAUAAGAAAGUGAAGGAACUCAAGGAGAUUUUCCGGCGGUUUGUCCAGGCCUGCAGCGUAGCAUUAGAUAUCAACGAACGUCUAAUUAAAGAAGACCAGUUUGAAUACCAUGAAGGCCUGAAGGGUAAUUUCAAAGACAUGGUGAAGGAGCUGUCAGAGAUCAUCCAUGAACAGAUCUUCCAAGAAGACAUGAUGCGUUCCCUCCUACAGAACUCCAUACACGUUUUCCGUGCCAUUAGCGGGACGUCCACUGACCUCGGUUAA
Chanos chanos (milkfish) is the source of this 6213-nucleotide messenger RNA. It is a transcript of the gene dock11, whose product is annotated as dedicator of cytokinesis 11. Gene Ontology annotation, molecular function: guanyl-nucleotide exchange factor activity. Gene Ontology annotation, biological process: positive regulation of filopodium assembly; positive regulation of GTPase activity; small GTPase-mediated signal transduction. NCBI's taxonomy places the organism in Eukaryota, Metazoa, Chordata, Actinopteri, Gonorynchiformes, Chanidae. The transcript has 53 exons. The record is from RefSeq and is a predicted model, not a curated record. Bases 1 to 6213 code for a protein of 2070 amino acids.